AUGCAGCAGCGGAUUGAUGCGGUGGCCCCCAUUGUCCACGAACAUAUGGAGGAGGCUGAGGAGGCUCAGCAGGCCCAACAGCAAGCCUACAACUGGCCUGCCCAACCCCGGGAAUUCCAACUGAGAGAUCAUGUCCUGGUUUUGGUCCCCACAACCACCUGUAAGUUCCUGGCCACCUGGCAGGGUCCCUACACCAUUAGAGAGAAAGUGGGGCCCGUCAACUACCGUCUCGACCAACCCAAUGGGUUGAGCCGGCCCCCAGGCUAUCGGGUUCUCCCGUUCGGCCUGCAUGGGGCCCCGGCCACCUUCCAGCGUCUCAUGGAUGUGGUCCUAAGGCCGCUCCAGGCCUUUGCGGUGGCCUUUGCAGUGGCCUACCUGGAUGAUGUCAUCGUCCACUCGGAAACGUGGUCUGAGCAUUCUGAGACAUCUGAGGAGGGUAUUGAGUCUCACGGAGACUCACGGCCAACCCCAAGAAGUGCCACCUUGGGCUCACAGAGGCCCAGAAAGGCCAUCAUGCGGAGCCCAGAUUUCGACAGGGCAUUCCGGGUCCAGACAGACGCAUCCAAGCAGGGUCUCGGGGCGGUCCUUGUGCAGGAUUUUGAUGGAGAGGAGCACCCCGUCUUGUUCAUCAGCUGCAAGCUCACUCCUGCUGAACAACGCUACGUCACCCUGGAGUGGGAAGUCCUGGCCAUCAAAUGGGCCAACAAGGAGCUACGUUUUUACCUGACAGUGUCAGGUGGAACCAGACACUCACAGCAGAGGCUUGGGUUAAGAUCUUCCAUGCCAAAGGGGUUGUCCAAAAUCACAGUCAAUAAACCAAAGCAGGAAGUCAAAAACCACAAAACCAACACAGAACUACACGCCCAGUGGAAACAACACGGAGAGACUCCAGCACCAGCAGGCGGCGCUGACGCGGGUUACAGCGGCACAGGCCACACAGGAAGGAGGCGAAUCCAUCGGAUGGUGGAAAAAGUAAUGGAGUACCGCACACCUGCUGAAGGUAAUUCACAGGAUUCCUAUCAGUCAGGCCACUGGAAACCUCCAUUGGAUUACAGUGCGACCAGCACAAAGCCCCCCAAACAGCCAAUUAAUGUAAUGGAGUAUCAUUCACCUGCUGAGGUUAAUUCCCAGAAUUCAUAUCCGGCAACCCAGUGGAAACCUCCACCUCCAUUGGAUUACAGUGCUACCAGCUCAAAGUCUCCCAAACAGCAGGUAACCGAAAACAGCACUUCUGCUGAGAUGAGUUCAGCGGACGGCUUUCCAUCGUGCCAGUCAAAGAGUGUAAUGGAUAAUCAUGAACCUGCCAGUUCAGAGGCGCCUAAUCAACAGAAUGCAAGGAACACUCAGAACCCCUAUUCAGGAUUGAACAUUUAUUCCUCUGAAGACAGUGAUGAGGACGUUUGUACAUCAAGACUGAAGAAGACUAGAAGCAUACUGGAAGAGUUAUUUUCUGAGGAUUCAAACGAGCUAUUGGAUUCUGCUUCAGACAGCGGAAAGGAACUUCCUUCGAACUCUAAAGAUGAAAGUCGUGACAGCUGCUCAGAAGGUUGCAAGUCGCCCAAACCCAGCUCCAGUUCGAAGAGGAAGCCAAAGGCCAAUUUACGCAGCAACAAUAUCAAAACCAGAGGAGCUGUGGCUGUCAACAGAAGCCAAAGAAAAAUGGAUGGGAAGAGAGUGUAUAAUAAGAAACAUUAUUGCCUUUUUUGUUCGAAACCAUUUAGCAAGAUGGCGAGACAUCUGGAAGAUGUGCAUGCCAAAGAAGAAGAGGUUGCAAAAGCCCGUGGCUUUCCGAAGGGUUCAAAGGAGAGGAGACUACAGUUGGAUGAACUUCGUCUUCGGGGGAACUACAAACACAAUAUAGCCGUGCUGAAGUCAGGCAAAGGUGACCUGGUUCCUUGCAAACGGCCACGAGGAGUGGUCAAAGCCAGUGACUUCAUGCAUUGUGCACAUUGCCAAGGACUGUUCAACAAAAGGGUUCUAUGGAGGCAUAUGAAGGUCUGUAAACUAAGCCCUAAUAAAACAUAUGUUCCAAAACCUGGAAAGAACCGCACCUUGUCUAUUGUAGCAGCUUCACAGCCUGUGCCUGCUAAUGUAAGCCCAGCAUUAUGGACUAUAUUAAGCUUCAUGGUCCCUGAUGAAGUCACAGAUGCUGUCAAAAAUGACAAUUGCAUCCUUCAGAUGGGGGAAUAUUGGCUUAACAAAAGUGGUGCGCCUCAACAAAACCAGGGCUGCAUCAUCCGGCAGAAGUUACGAGAGCUGGGUAAACUGCUGGUCACCGGGAGGAAAGUUGCAUCACUGAAGAAGCUGGAGGAUUUCCUUGACCCAUACAACUGCAUGCAAGUUGUAGAAGCCGUGAGGCAGGCAUGUGAAUACAACAGUGAAACCAACACUUACAAAAUCCCAUCUUUGGCCAAGAAACUCUCAAUCUGGCUCGUCCAGCUUAGUCGACUCGUGAGGGCCAAAGUUGUGAUCCCAAAAGACAGUGGCUUGGCACAAAAGCUGCGGGACUUCCAAAAAAUCCAUGAGGAUAGAUGGAACGAUCUGCUCUGGACGUCGGUGGCAAAAAACACUGAGGAUGUAAAGUUCAAGACGCCCACGUUGUUGGCCUUCACGGAAGACGUCCAGAAACUUCACACCUUCUUGAACAAGACACAGGAUGAACGCAUGGCUCAGCUGACAGCGGACCCUUCUACAAAAUACUGGUCUGAUCUGGCAAAGGUCUGUCUGACUCAAGUUGUUCUGUUCAACCGCAGCAGAGAAGGGGAAGUGUCCAGCAUGACCCUGACCACGUUCUUGUCCAGGGACUCUGCUGAUCCCCCUACUGACAUAGACUGGGCCCUCACUGAAGUUGAGAAACAGCUGUGCAGACACUUCUACAAAAUAGUAAUCAGGCCUGAAGGUGCCCGUCCAGUGCCCAUCCUGCUCACCCUCAAAAUGCUUCGUGGCUUGCAGCUCCUGGCCGAGAAGCGAGAGGUUUGUGGAGUCCUCAAAGAGAAUCCUUACGUGUUUGCCCGGCCUUCAUCUAACACGCACUACAGAAGCUCGGAUUGUGUCCGUGUGGCUGCUUCAGCCUGUGGCGCAAAGGACGCUUACGCCCUCACUUGUGGAAAGCUGAGAAAGCGAAUUGCGACGCUGUCCACAGUCCUGAAUCUGGGGGAUCCAGAGAUAAACCAGUUGGCAAACUUUCUUGGGCAUGAGCUGAUCGUACAUGAGGAAUACUAUCCUUUGCCUGAGAGGACCCUGCAGUUGGCAAAGGUCUACAAGGUUCUUACAGCAAUGGAACAAGGGAGAAUGAUGGAGUUUAUGGGCAAGAACUUCUCUGACAUCAGUGUUCAGCCUAAUGAGGAGCUUGAGCUCUGCAAUGACAGAGGAAGGAAAAACUGGGAAUGCCCAGCACCCGGAGGUACGCAGAGUGUAAAUGAAAGUGCGGUAGAGGACACUGUACUGUGCAAUGUCACAGGUUCAAGUGCAUUUCCAGUCUCUCCUCCAGGCCAGAAAAGAAAGGAACAGAAGAAGAGGAAAACCUGGAGUAUGAGUGAAGUUCAGGCCGUGGAGAGACACAUGAAGGAUUUCAUCACUUCCUGUCGCGUUCCGGGCAAGACACCGUGUGAAAACUGCAUUAGGGCCGAACCUCUGGCCCUCAAGAACAGAGACUGGCAAAGCGUCAAGUUUUACGUCUACAACCGCAUUAUGGCUCAGAAGAGAGACGGAGGUCACAAAGUAUGAAGGAUUUUCUUUUCUCUCUUCCUUUUUACCAUUUUUACAACUUUGGAAAGCGAAAACUGCAUGUGCUGUCUCUAUAAGAUGUUCUGCCCAUGCGGCGUUGUGGGGGAGGUCAACUCGUCAACCUGCUAAGUGCGAACUGCUCUGAGCUAGCAGGGAAGAUUGGAGUUCAUUUCGACCCACUGGGAGAAACGAGUCCAUUUCUAGAGGUGGAUGGUCCUCUUAUGAACCCGAGACUACAAAGAGCGUUUGGCACCAUUGGGCCAUAAACUAAGCUUCUAAUUUUAGAGUUCAACUCUACAUUAGUCCAGCAGUGCACAUCUUACCCCAUUCACGUGAUACGAGUAGGGUGAUUGUGGCACAUGCUGGUCUGAAAUCAGCUUCCUCUUUUAUCCAGCAGCUGGUUAUGUUCCCCACCUUCCACUCUUUCGUACCCAGUUAAUGUACAUUUAUGCUCCUGUUCAUGCUUCUGUUCAUUCCAUGUUUCCCUGCUGUUUCCACAGAGCAGCAGAGAGUCUGCAGUGGGACUUUAUCCUCCGUCCGUGAGUUAGUCUGUAGGACGAUACUACACCACAAAGUGGCUAAUAAAGUCUAAAUCGGUCUGUGUGAUUUCAUUACAGCUUAUUUAGAGAUGUUUGUGUUGAUGGAUUGGUGUAAUAUUCAAACUUGUCAUAUGUGUCUGACGUUCAAUAAAAAAAUAUUGUUACUUCACUAAAA
This is a messenger RNA of Pygocentrus nattereri (red-bellied piranha), 4440 nucleotides long. RefSeq lists its product as uncharacterized. The transcript has 12 exons. The record is from RefSeq and is a predicted model, not a curated record. The coding region runs from base 1 to 3726 and encodes 1241 amino acids. Lineage: Eukaryota; Metazoa; Chordata; Actinopteri; Characiformes; Serrasalmidae.